Messenger RNA from Trichoplax adhaerens, 1923 nucleotides. RefSeq lists its product as uncharacterized. The record is from RefSeq and is a predicted model, not a curated record. NCBI's taxonomy places the organism in Eukaryota, Metazoa, Placozoa, Uniplacotomia, Trichoplacea, Trichoplacidae. The transcript has 4 exons. Gene Ontology annotation, cellular component: endoplasmic reticulum membrane. Gene Ontology annotation, molecular function: mannose-ethanolamine phosphotransferase activity. The coding region runs from base 1 to 1923 and encodes 640 amino acids. Gene Ontology annotation, biological process: GPI anchor biosynthetic process.
AUGCAUUAUCGAUGGAAUCUUGUCUUGACUGUUGUGUGGCUAUGGCUUUUAUACGUCGCUGGUAUACACAUCUUCACCAAAGGUUUCCUUCUCCGACGUAUGGAAAUUGCCAACAAAAGUCAUUGUAGUCAACCUUGGCGAUUCAAUACUGCUAUCCAAUCACUCUAUCAGAGCAAUAAGGAGAAAGACACUUGUACUAUACCUGCACAAUAUCAUCGAGCAAUUUUGAUCAUUAUUGAUGCUCUACGAUUCGAUUUUGUCAAGUACGAUGAAAAUUGGAUGGGACAAUCUUAUUAUAGAAAUAAAUUGAAGAUAAUACAUGAAUUAAUGACAACACGACCGAAUCAAUCAAGACUAUAUCAAUUUAUGGCUGAUCCACCAACCACCACUAUGCAACGAAUUAAAGGCCUUACAACAGGCAGUCUGCCAACAUUUGUUGACGCUGGAAGUAAUUUCCAAAGUAGUCAAAUUAGCGAAGAUAAUUUUAUCCAUCAGUUACGUCAAUUGAAUAAAACAAUCGUAUUUAUGGGCGAUGAUACAUGGGAAGGCUUGUACCCUAAUGUUUUUCAUCGCUCACAUCCUUUCCCAUCAUUUAACGUUAAAGAUCUACAUAGUGUCGAUAAUGGUGUUGUCAAACAUUUAAUGCCAGAAAUGCAUCGUCAUGAUUGGAGUGUACUGAUAGCUCAUUUUCUCGGUGUUGAUCAUUGUGGUCAUACUUAUGGUCCCAAUCAUCCAGAAAUGUCCAAUAAAUUAAUACAAAUGGAUACUAUCUUAAGAAAAAUCAUCGCUAAUAUCGAUAAUGAUACUAUACUAUUGAUUAUGGGAGAUCAUGGUAUGACUCGAACUGGAGACCAUGGAGGUGAUAGUGAUGCUGAAAUUACAGCGGCACUAUUCGUUUAUUCUGGACGUCCUAUAAAUAAUGGUAGGCCAGACAAGGGGUGGAAAACAAUUUCACAAGCUGAUUUAGUACCAACUAUAUCUCUAUUGCUUGGACUACCUAUUCCAUUUGCCAAUCUCGGCUUAGUAGCAGAUGAACUCUUUACAAUUACAAACGAUUCUUUGAUAAACAUGUACCACAGGAUUGAAAUGCUGCGAAUAAAUGCUUGGCAGGUUAACACUUAUUUAAAAACUUACUCAAAAUUGGCUAAUGAUUUUCUUGGUCCAAUAUCGCUACAAUUAGAAGAAGAAUACACAGCUUUAGAAGCAAAUUAUUGGAAAAAUUUAAAUUCACAUGAUUUAUCGUUAAACAGUGAACAAUUAAGUAACAUCCAUCGAGCCUAUCAAAGCUAUCUGAGGAAUGUACGAGAAAUUUGUGCAAGUGUUUGGGCUAAAUUUGAUAUGAUUACAAUUUGCUUCGGUCUUUUAAUACUAAUGAUAGCCAUUAUUAGUUCUGUGAUGUCAUGUUGGACACAAAUACUUACCUGGGAAAUCCUAUGUUCACAAUCCUAUUUUAUUACUGGUCACCAAAAUGCAAUUAUUACAAUAAGAUGGGCUGCUGCAUUUACUGGUCUUCAUGGUGAUUCUAAUAGCUAUGCUUUGCUUGGUUUAUUGGUCCUUUUAAAUACAUACGCAGCUCAGAUUAUAUUUGGCCUUUGUGUAACUCUAUUAGUGCCUAUGAUUCGAUAUCCUGAGUUAUGGAAAAAGUACCGUAAAGGCGUGAAUAGAGAAAUUAUUUGUUAUAGUUCAUUCUUUGAGAUUGUUGUUUAUUUCAUUUUAUUUUGUGGUAUAAAAGUAUUUUCAGCCGCAAUCGCUGCUGCAGUAUUGCGUCGCCAUUUGAUGGCAUGGAAAAUAUUUGCUCCGCGACUCUUAUUUGAAGUCUCUUCGUUUAUUAUUACUUCGCUAUCUGCACUUGUUGGAUAUUUGAUUGGUUAUAGAUUUGUUAGCUUACACGAAGAUGACAAAUGUAACAUUAGAAGCUCUUAA